CGUCGCUCUCUCCACUACAUCGCACCACUGCGGUAGGAGCGCGGAAGGCAGCAGCGGACGGGGACCCUGCAGGCGCACUUCACUUGCUCCUGCACGAAGGAAAAAGCAAACAAACAUCCAGGUGGCGAGUGUAUCUCUUUGCCGACUUUAUCACAGAGGAGGACUUUACCUGUCAGGACAUAUAACAACGCCUCUUAGGGCAAAUCCUACAGCCCAGAGAGAGCGCAGGAGGGAGAACUUUUGGCUAUUGCUCCGCGAUUUUUAACCGCCGUCUCCGUAACCUUGGGAGUCAGACCUGUUCAUCGUGAGAGAGGAUGGGACCGCUACUCCUUUCCAUCGCCCUGUGUUUGAGCGCCGCUGUCCCGCAGCGUGUGAAAGCAGCAGAUGGUGAGGAACCAACUUCAGCAGGCCCUUGCCAUCCAAAUCCUUGCCACAACAGAGGAACAUGUGAGAUCAGUGAGACCUACAGGGGUGACACUUUCAUCGGUUACGUCUGCAAGUGUCCACCAGGCUUCAGUGGAGUUCACUGCCAACACAAUAUUAACGAAUGCGAAAGGGACCCAUGCAAAAAUGGGGGCAUUUGCACAGAUUUGGUUGCCAACUAUUCCUGCGAAUGCCCGGGGGAGUACAUGGGGAGGAACUGUCAAUACAAAUGCUCUGGACCACUGGGCAUGGAGGGCGGCAUAAUCUCCAACCAACAGAUAACAGCCUCUUCCACCCACCGUGCUCUAUUCGGCUUGCAGAAGUGGUACCCGUACUUUGCACGCCUCAACAAGAAGGGCCUGGUCAAUGCCUGGACUGCUGCCGAAAAUGACAGAUGGCCUUGGAUCCAGAUAAACCUGCAGAGGAGAAUGAGGGUCACCGGCCUAAUUACCCAGGGUGCAAAGCGUAUCGGCAGCCCAGAGUACGUCAAGUCUUACAAAGUAGCCUACAGUGAUGACGGGAAGACCUGGAGAACAUACAAAGUCAAGGGCAAAGAUGAGGAUAUGAUUUUCAGAGGAAAUGUCGAUAACAGCGCUCCAUCAGCCAACUCCUUCACCCCUCCCAUUGAAGCCCAGUACGUGCGCAUUUACCCCCAAGUCUGCAGGAGGCACUGUACCUUACGCAUGGAGCUGCUUGGUUGUGAGCUAACAGGCUGCUCUGAACCACUGGGAAUGAAGUCAGGCCAUAUCCAGGACUACCAGGUCACAGCCUCCAGCAUCUUCAGGACUCUCAACAUGGACAUGUUUACUUGGGAGCCUGGAAAGGCCCGGCUGGACAAACAGGGCAAGGUCAAUGCUUGGACAGCUGGACACAGUGACCAGUCACAGUGGCUACAGGUGGACUUGCUUGUGCCAACCAAGGUCACAGGUAUCAUCACCCAGGGAGCUAAAGACUUUGGCCAUGUCCAGUUUGUUGGCUCAUACAAACUGGCGUACAGUAAUGAUGGAGAGCGGUGGAAUGUUUAUCAAGAUGAGAAACAGGGGAAGGACAAGGUAUUCCAAGGGAACUUUGACAACGACACACACAGAAAGAACGUGAUAGAUCCACCUGUCUAUGCUCGGCUCAUCCGGAUCCUUCCCUGGUCAUGGUACGGCAGAAUCACUUUGCGUGCAGAGAUACUCGGAUGCACAGAGGAAGAGUGAAGUCCUUUCUUUCAUCUUUCUUGCCAUUGUCCCCUGUCCCUUGGCAUACUGGAGGAUCUCACCCAGUAUUUCAAAAAUAAAACUGUGCAACCUGUAAAAAGAAAUCAAUUUCCAAUGGAUUUUUCAAGAAUAUGUGUUUAGUUGUGGUGGGUUGCUGUUUGUUUUUUUGUACAAUGAUUUAAAACCUGCCCCUGAUCCACUUUUGUCUUUUAGUUUCCUCUUUAAAGCGUGAUCUUUGUCUUUUUAUUCUUCUCAAGAUUUACCAUCCUGUUUGGAAUGAACUUCUGUAAUAUAUAUGGGAGGGGUGGGGUUAGGGGUGGAGUUGGAAAGCGGGUUUUGCUGAGGUUUUAACUUGUUGCCAUGGAAGCUAUUGUACAGUGUCACUUUUUAACAAAGAUGUGAAAUCUGUCUGCCGUGCUUCAUUGGACAUGAUUAACCAACUCCAUAACAUAACUAAACUGUCUAAAAUACCAUGUAGAGAUCACACGUUAUCACAUUAUCAAAUAUAUUUUUACUUUGGUUACUACACAUCCUCAAGCCAUGCUUUUACACUAAUGGGCACUGGCAUUACUACAUCAAUCAAAACACUAUUAAUGCUCUUGUAUUAUAUGUAAAAGACUAAGAAAUUGCAUGGUGCGUGAAUUAUAAAUGUAUAUUAUGACAAAUCAUUUAAAACCUCCAGCCCUGAGAGCAACGGCUUUGAUUUAGGGACCUAUUUUUAUGUGCAUUUUUAAAUAGUUCUGAAACAUUACAACACACUGCAAAAGCUUACUGAAGAUGACUGAUAUGUGAGACAAUAAACACGCACUGCAGUUAAAUGUGGUACUGCAGCACUGACACUGAGGCUUAUAGGCUGUCUCUAGUUGAAAUGUCUCAAUGCUCUCAUAAGGAGUUGCCAUUUUUUAUUUGUAUCUAUUUGAUUAUCACUACACUUUUUCUAAGAUAUUUGGAAUUAUUGUUUGUGCUUGUUCUUUUUUGUAUUUAUUUAGAUUUAUUUGUCUCAGCUGUCAGAUGCAUAAAAUCUGUGUUUAAUGUCUUUGUGUUAUCUUGGAGAUCUAAGUUGAAUCAAUUAAAAAGCUCAGGAUAGAUGUCAUUCACUAACCCACAAUUGUAUAAUUUUUGGCAACCUAUUUAAAGAUUUCUGUGUAUUAUUGUUUUUUAAAAUGGCAAAUGAUUGAACUGUCCAUAUAUGCAUAAUUCAAAUAUUGAAAGCAAUCUUUCAUUUUAUUUCAUCCCUUUGAUGUGUUAAAUAAUAAUUGUUAAUUAACUUCUGUAUUUUAAAAAAUGCAAAUGUCCAAGAUUUAUAAUAUAUUAAUAUAUGACAUUAUCAAAAACCUACAGUGAUGAUGAACUGUGACAACAGUACAUAACUCUAAAUUAAAUAUGGGCAGUGUCUUUAUUUCAAGAGAUAUGACCUUUAAUAGUCUGGAUCAAAGAUGAUAUAGUCAUAAAAUGUCAAAGAACUUGUAGGUAUUUUUACAUGACAGCAGCUCUUUGCAUGCUCAAAUGGUUUUAAGAUGCUAAAAAUAUUUAGACACAUUAAGGUUACAAGGUAUAAAGAUGCAUAGGCCAGUCACGUCAAAACAUUCUAUUUAUACAGUUUUUCACUGUAUGGAUACUGCUUUUGGCUGCAUGCUGCAGUAAAUGAACAUCAGUCCUUGGCUGGUUAAAUAAAUGGAAGCAAACAAGUACCUAAGGUAUCACAGCAGUGUCCAACCUUACAGCCCAUUCUACAUGGCCUAAAAAUAAAAAUAAAUUACUCUGGUGGUUUCCACUCUUGACUAGUUUUUCCAAAUCUCUCGAGUGCUUGAAUAAGAGCUGAAGGGAGCCAUGUCUACUUUUAUGCUUCGUGUUUCACUUAAGACUUGUCAGCUUUCAGUCACUUAACUAACCAAUCAUUUCAUAUUAUAGGAAUACAAUGUAUUUGUUCAGAGAUUGCAGCCCAGCCUUAAAGAGAAAGUAAGACAUUUACUGGAAAACCUUAUUUAAUUUAAUGCUUCAACCAUUCCAAAUAAUGUUGGUUGUCUGACACAUUUGGAAAUACAAGAGUGCCACUGUUAUUUUCAUCACUGUAUACAUAAUUAAUACAAAUGCAUUGGAAUCAAACAUUUUUGGACUACAUCCAAAAUGAUGAAAAGCACAGCAAGAAAAAACUUUGUCAUCAUUCAAAUAUUUUGGGGCUUACUUUAUAUUGUUGUGAGCCAGGGCAUUCUCAGCUGUCAUGCCAUCAACAUGGAUGUUGUCGUAGUUAACAAUUAACUGUACGAAGUCUGAAAAUUAAACAAAACAUUUUCAAUUGUUAAUUGGGACUGAGUAUAGCCAAUUGUAGUCUGGUUUGGCAAAUUACAAUAUGAUAUACAGUAUAUGAUAUAGUAUACUAUAAUGGCCCUGGUGUGUUUAAAGAUAAAGAUAUCUUUUACGCGUGUUAUGUUGCCAAACUCGACCUGUACUUCAAUGUAAGUUACACUGAAAGACUUUGCUGUAGAUUACCAAUAUGUGAAAAUGUUGUUGGUGUGAAUCAGUGACUGUCAUUCCUUGGGUUCAUGAACAUGAUAUAAGCAUAAACAGAUUCUUUCUCACAGAUUAUUUGUCGUUUGACAUUUUCCAUUCUGACACUUAAGUCGUUUAUUGCCAAAUAUCUUGGCCAGCAUCUGCUCUGAUUGAUCUUUGUAGUCAGCUUCCUGUCGGCAGGCCUGCUGCAAAGCUUUGAGGAAGUUUGCAUGAUGUAUGAGUUUGAACAGUACAGUAUAACAAAAAUGUCCACAGGCACAUUAUGUUCUUGCAUAUCAUAAAGAUCUAAUAGCCUUUACUUUGUACUCACCAUCAAUUGUCUUGUGCAUUGUAAAACAUCAUCUCACAGGUUCAAAACGGGAGCAAAGUGGAAGCGCAUCCUGUCUUUGUAUUUCUGUGUCCGCUGUUCACAUAUUAUUUCUUACCUCCUCGGUCUGAGUGUCAAUCACUAUCUAGAAAAAGUAUCUAUUAUAAUACUGGUUAGGUUCAAGCCUGCAGAGGAGAGUGAUAAACUGUGUACAGUCAAAAAAAGAUGUUGCUUCAAACAAAAGCUCUUUCAGUUUGACAAAUAAAAACAUAUC
Morone saxatilis (striped sea-bass) is the source of this 4717-nucleotide messenger RNA. It is a transcript of the gene edil3a, whose product is annotated as EGF-like repeats and discoidin I-like domains 3a. Bases 315 to 1625 code for a protein of 436 amino acids. The record is from RefSeq and is a predicted model, not a curated record. Lineage: Eukaryota; Metazoa; Chordata; Actinopteri; Moronidae. Gene Ontology annotation, molecular function: calcium ion binding. The transcript is spliced from 10 exons.